This is a messenger RNA of Aaosphaeria arxii CBS 175.79, 2685 nucleotides long. Its product is annotated as putative glycosyltransferase family 2 protein. The record is from RefSeq and is a predicted model, not a curated record. The transcript has 5 exons. The coding region runs from base 1 to 2685 and encodes 894 amino acids. NCBI's taxonomy places the organism in Eukaryota, Fungi, Ascomycota, Dothideomycetes, Pleosporales.
AUGGAGUCCGCAGCAGAGGAUCGUUCAACUCUUUCAACCCCAUCCCAGGACAAUGUAACGACCAUAAUUGGGACACAAAAACCAACUUUCAUCAAUCAUCCAUCAUCAAUUCUUCUAAAUCAGGCACCGCCACUCUUAUCACCAUUGCAAUCCGGAUCCGCCACACCACAGACUGCUACAGCGAGCGGAACUGCAACGGUUACAGAAACCUCGAUUCGAAAUUCCCUUUCUCUUUCGUCCAGAUCGUACGGAAGCAGUUCAAUUUUAGAUGAGAUCAAACACGAAAUUAUGACGAACUAUCUAUUCCAACAGCAAUGCGGAAAAUUGUGGAUUAAGGAUGCGAGUGGAGAGCUUGAAGGCGUCCUCAUCAGGAAAAGGAGAGGCCAUUACCUAGCAUGCCCUCCAGCAUUGGCACAUUCAUCAUUUGCGUGUCACUGCUCAAUAAUGAACAUUCAGGUCGCAAUGACGGUCACGUCACGGAUUAUAUCAACUUUCCUGGCGUGGUCUCCAAAUGCCACAGAAGUCCCCUUGUCCAACGGGCUUCGCAUUCAAGUUCUCCCUACUCUCGAUGAUUUUCCUAAAGCACGAAAGAAUCAUUUCGCCGCUUUUAUUGCCGCAGAGGCAUUACUUAUCGUCUGGGAUGAUGACCCUCAAAACAUUAUGUCUCGUGUAACGUCAAUCGAAGAUGAGUUAAUGGACUUUGUUUGGAAGGCUGGCGAGCCAGAACCCGCCCAAGAAGCGGCCAAGAAAGAGCGUGUAAGGUUCGAUGAGGAAAGUGGAGAGCUAAAUUCAAAGGAACGACCCAUCCACAUAAUGAACUCCGUGCUUGUGGCAUGCACUCUAUGCCUCAUCAUAAUCAUGCUCGGGGCAGGGUCCAGACAGAUUGCAAUCCAAACGAUGGUUGAUAAGGGAUAUCUACGUCUUGCACUGCUCGCACUGGUCCCAAUCCAGGUUUUCUUCACUUUGUUUUUCGCCCAGGUUUUCGUGGGUUGCAUUGCUCAGUGCAUUGGACCCGUUCGCCAGAUGGCGGCAAACUCCCGCUUCUACUCCGCUAUGCCUCCUCGUCGACUCACUGAAAGACUUCCACACGUCACAAUCCAAUGCCCCGUCUAUAAAGAAGGUCUCUCGGCUGUCAUCGCGCCCACAAUCAGGUCUAUCAAGCAGGCAAUAUCGACAUACGAACUCCAAGGUGGUUCCGCCAACAUGUUCAUCAAUGACGAUGGUCUUCAGAUUCUAGAUCCAGUAGAACGACAAGCGCGGAUCGACUGUUAUGCGGACCAUGGCAUUGGAUGGACAGCAAGGCCUCAGCAUGGCUCCGGCGGGUUCGUCCGCAAGGGAAAAUUCAAAAAGGCUUCUAACAUGAAUUUCGGUCUAAAGCUGUCGAACAAAGUUGAAGCUAAGCUCGCAGAAGUUGCAAGGGGAGAAGACUGGAGUCAGUAUGAUGAGGCGCGGGAGUAUGAAAGAUGCCUUAAAGAAGUGUUACUCGAGGAUGAUCGCGCUUGGGCGGACGGUAACAUACGCGUCGGCGAUUACAUUCUGCUUAUCGACUCUGAUACAAGAGUCCCUGCGGAUUGUCUACUUGAUGCUUGUAGUGAAAUGGAACAGUCUCCUGAGGUUGGAAUCAUGCAGUUCUCAUCUGGCGUUAUGCAGGUCGUGAAUAAUUACUUCGAGGAUGGUAUCACAUUCUUUACUAAUCUCAUUUACACAGCAAUUAAGUACACUGUUUCUAACGGCGACGUUGCUCCUUUCGUCGGACAUAAUGCCGUACUGCGUUGGUCUGCCAUUCAGGAAGUAUCCUUCUUCGACGAAGAUGGUUACGAAAAGUUCUGGUCCGAGUCCCAUGUUUCGGAAGACUUCGACAUGUCGCUUCGCCUUCAAGUGAAUGGAUAUAUAAUUCGGCUCGCAUCAUGGGCUGGUGAAGGUUUCAAAGAAGGAGUCUCACUAACUGUCUAUGAUGAACUUGCCCGCUGGGAAAAAUAUGCAUAUGGUUGCAACGAGCUUUUAUUCUACCCAGUGAGGUUUUGGCUCGUCCGGGGGCCUUUCACGAAGCUGUUCCGCCAAUUUCUAUUUUCCAACAUCCGCUUCACUUCGAAGAUUACAAUCAUUUCUUACAUUGGCACAUAUUAUGCGAUAGGUGCGGCAUGGAUCAUGACCACAGCGAAUUAUUUCGCAGUAGGUUGGUUCAAUGCUUACCUUGACCAAUAUUACAUCGAUAGCUGGAAAGUUUGGUUCUCUAUCGUGAUCGUCUUCAAUGGCCUUGGUAACAUUGCGCUGGCCGUGAUGCGCUAUCGCAUUGGCACACAUUCAUUCAUUUCCGCACUUCUUGAAAACAUGAAGUGGAUUCUCAUGCUCGCAAUCUUCCUCGGCGGCCUCUCCCUCCACGUCUCUCAAGCGAUCGUUGCCCACAUGUUUGAGGUGGACAUGACAUGGGGCGCGACCUCCAAAGAAGCCGAGUUCUCAAAUUUCUUCCUCGAGGUACCCAAGGUUUUGAAAAGUUUCAAGUGGAGCAUAGCUUUCGCAUUGAUUGGAAUCGUGGUGAUGGUCACAUUCGCUGUCGCACCAUUCGUGCCAUAUUCGUGGCAUAUCAAGGAUUUCGUUGCUAUCUUACCGAUGGCGACAGUUACGGUUAGCCAUUUGUUGCUACCGAUUGCUUUGAACCCAGCCCUGAUGACCUUCUCAUGGUAG